ACGAUUGACAGCUGUCAAUCCAGUUCGAUUUCGAUUGCUUUACUUGAAUUUCGUAGACAUAGAAUGGACUGCAGUUUUUAUGUUUAAAACCUAAUAAUAAAGCUAUUAAUAUGUUUACGCGUUCAAGAUUAUUUCUUUCCAAAGCGCUGCCUUUAAGAAAUGCAUUUAAAACAGAAUACCAGAAUGAAGCGAAGUUCUUAUUCAGUGUUACUAAUACGCGACAUCGAUCCACGACUCCUCUCAAUACAAUAGUGAUGUUUGUGCCGCAGCAGGAGGCUUGGAUAGUGGAGCGAAUGGGCAAAUUCCACAGGAUACUAGAGCCAGGUCUGAACCUGCUGUGGCCAAUAGUCGAUAAGAUCAAGUAUGUGCAGAGCUUGAAGGAAAUUGCGAUAGAUGUGCCAAAACAGAGUGCGAUCACGGCAGACAAUGUCACUCUCAGCAUCGACGGUGUGCUGUACCUGAGGAUCAUAGAUCCAUAUCUAGCUUCAUAUGGUGUAGAAGACCCCGAAUUUGCCAUAACACAGCUGGCUCAGACCACAAUGCGUUCCGAGUUGGGUCAGAUAUCCCUGGACAAAGUCUUCCGAGAGAGAGAAUCCCUAAAUGUGUCUAUAGUCCAUGCCAUCAAUAAGGCCAGUGAAGCGUGGGGAAUUACGUGCCUAAGAUACGAGAUUCGCGACAUAAAGCUGCCCUCGCGCAUCCACGAGGCCAUGCAGAUGCAAGUGGAGGCGGAGCGUCGCAAGCGGGCGGCCAUCUUGGAGUCCGAGGGCGUUCGGGCCGCCGACAUCAACGUCGCCGAGGGCAAGCGGCAGUCGAGGAUACUUGCUUCUGAGGCGGAAAAGCAGGAACAAAUCAACAAGGCGUCGGGAGAGGCUGUGGCCAUGCUCGCGGUGGCCGAGGCGCGCGCCAAGGGGCUGCGGCUUGUCGGCCAGGCGCUGGGGCAAAAGGACACCCGACACGCGGCGUCGCUCACCCUGGCUGAACAAUACGUGGCCGCGUUCAACAAGCUCGCGCGCACCAACAACACGCUCAUCCUGCCCGCCAACGCGGGAGACGUCUCCAACUUAGUCGCACAGGCAAUGUCAAUCUACUCCACCGUCUCACAACACAACCUGCAAUCGCAGCAAGCGGACAUCGCUGAACCCUACGACGAUCCUCUACUAAAACUCCAUGCUCUAACAGAAAAGGGCACCACUCUAGCCGGACAACCUGUAGUGAACGAAGAAGACAGCCUAGCGGAAUACUUCUCUGACGACGAGGAGAGAGAGAAGGCACUACAAGCACAUAAGAAAGAGCAAAAAGAAAUAAAGUUAGAAAGAGAAACAUAAUCGUAGUAGCAGUAGAUUGGCUUGUUAAUAAAUUUACGUUAAUU
Cydia strobilella is the source of this 1369-nucleotide messenger RNA. It is a transcript of the gene Stoml2, whose product is annotated as stomatin-like protein 2, mitochondrial. Lineage: Eukaryota; Metazoa; Arthropoda; Insecta; Lepidoptera; Tortricidae. Gene Ontology annotation, cellular component: membrane; mitochondrion. The record is from RefSeq and is a predicted model, not a curated record. The transcript has 8 exons. The coding region runs from base 111 to 1325 and encodes 404 amino acids. Gene Ontology annotation, biological process: mitochondrion organization.